GCAAAAAAGAAGGGGAAAAAAAUUGAAGAAACUAUAUUUAUAUAUAUAGAUAUAUAAGAGCAAGGGAUAGAAAGGCAGCCAAAAAUGAAGAAAUAUGUAAGAGUAAUAUUGUUGUUGCUUCUCAUUUUGCUAAAUCUCCACCAUUGCCCUCUUCAUGCCGGUGCUGCAAAUACUAAUGCACCCCUCCCUAUUUCAGGUAAUGAAGGCGUGGAUAGACAGAUACACAUUGUUGGUAGAAGAGCAGUAGACAUUUGGUUGAACAAUGACCCGUGUAUCUGUUGGGAGAGAAGCAACAAGUAGGAUGCACCUACAAGGAUCAACUUCAAGACAACCAACCAAACACUUGACCCAAUUUACCACAAUUGAUUAACCAAGCACACAAAAUCAGCAGCACAUCAAAUAAACCACAAUCAAAUAUGAAGAAUAAAGAUGCAAACGACACACGAUUUUUAUACGUGGAAAACCCCUUCGAUGUGAAGGAUAAAAACCACGGGACUUAUAGGGAGUCCGCCCUCUUCUUCUCUUAUUAUGCAAAUUGAGGGUAAAAACACCCAAACUCAGUCUACAAGGAUGUCACAGCCCACCAACAACAACAUACAUAAGAGGCACCAACAAUAGAGAAGGAAAAUCAGGAUUAUCACCCAAAAACGCAGCGUCGCACCAGCUGCGAUUACAGAAGAUCCGUAGCUCCGAUUGAAGUGAAAAUUGAACAGAUUGAAGCCCUA
Cuscuta campestris is the source of this 725-nucleotide messenger RNA. Lineage: Eukaryota; Viridiplantae; Streptophyta; Magnoliopsida; Solanales; Convolvulaceae. The record is from the annotation of a GenBank genome assembly.